Fusarium redolens is the source of this 483-nucleotide messenger RNA. RefSeq lists its product as uncharacterized. The record is from RefSeq and is a predicted model, not a curated record. The transcript has a single exon. The coding region runs from base 1 to 483 and encodes 160 amino acids. NCBI's taxonomy places the organism in Eukaryota, Fungi, Ascomycota, Sordariomycetes, Hypocreales, Nectriaceae.
AUGGCACCUAAUAUCGGGCACUCUAUCCGUCUAAUGUUAUCAUCUAGUCUACGCGGCGAUGGUGAGGCAAUGCUACUUACCCAAGAUGACGACCAUUACGAGCACGACGCUGAAGAUGAUAUCGACCCAGGCGCUAAUAACGAGCUGCGGAAACACGUCGACGAUUUUGCAGCUGCCCUCAAAAAGAAGCAGCCAAUGACUGAGAUUGAUAAAAUCUUCAAUGAGAAAUUAUCGGAGAUGGUUUACGGCUCAAAUAUGAUCGAAACGGUCGGCAGUAGCUUUGACGUCACAAUCAAGCUUUGCCACGACAUUUUUGCAGGGGGAAUAGACGCAGAUGAUGCCGAGAUCAGUGAUCGUGACCCAACCUACCAAGCUAUCCGAAGGGAACUCAUCGAGAAGAACAAGCCUAGUCGGCAUGAAGACGUGCUCCGAACCCGACGCGAGAUUGUAUAUGAAUAUCUCUGCAGAAGGAUUCUCCGCUGA